AUGUCGAGGCCGAAUUUCGAGGUCAGCGAGAAGAACUUGCAGCUCGUCGCGAAGCUCCUAGGUUGCAACUUCAACUACCUGAUCACCACGCAGAUAGACGACUCCAACGACCUCGAGAUCUUGCCGCAGGUGGACAAGAUCAGGACGGAGGAGGUCGACCGGAGGAUCUCCGACAUGCUCGACCGCAUCGAGAAGAUCCGCCUCGUCCACGAGCAGAGCCGCGCGCGGCACCGGAAGGAGGAGGACCUCAGAGACGACCCGAGUGCCGUCGUGGUGCUGUCGCCGGUGCCGGAGGGCAUGAGCGACGAGGAUUUGGCCGCGACUUUCUCGGUCCACGGCCGCGUCCGCCGGAUCGACCGUGACGGGGGCCAGGCCUUCGUCCAGCUCGGCCUGCGGGCGCAGGCCGAGGCGGCCGUGGCGGCCCUCCGCAGCUCCAACGCCUUCGGCGACCACGUCAGGAUGUGGACGCGGGGCGAGGAGGCGGAGACGUUGCAGUCUGACUCGUGGACGAUGAGUCGGGCGCCAGUUCGCGCUCAGCUGAGCCGCGUCCUGCGUGCCCGUGCGCCCUCUCAAGAAUUAGUGACCGGUUGCAGAGCUCCUCUAUCUAGGUAAGCAGCGUUGCGAGGCGCCAGCCCAAGUCAAUUAAUUCUUGGAGUCUACGAUGUUUCUUGGCGUAGCGUUGAUACCGCAUCUUUUGACCAAGCCGUAGGUGCACUGAUAAACGGAAUCGGUGCUUCAGCGUUUGCCUCUUGACCCAUUCUACAGUGACAAACCAACGUUGGAAUCCAAAGAGGGACGCGAACGGUUUCGAUGCUUGCCCGACGGCGCGCGAGGAAUCUGCGAUCCUCGCGGUCUGUUUGAUCCUUCGAGCCCCCGUGCGGCAGCUCUGUUUGCACGGUGGACUGCCAGCCGUCAGCAGCAGUGGCCCGCGGACGCGACUCUCGCGCCGACGCGGUCUUGCCCCCCCAAGCGCUCGAAUGCGUUGUGAGAAAUUCUACUUUUCUCAGGGACGCCGGCUGGGAUCCAGUUUCGCGACACCGACGCCAAUGCAACGAGGUCGCGAGCUCAAAGAGGUGCCUUCUGCUGUGCCGCAGUUGUUUUCCGAUGGUGCCGAAUUCACACGUAAUUCAGAUCGCGGCACGUGCCGCAUCGCGAGCUCAGCAGCGACAUGUGUCAUUGAAGCUGUCAGUGUCUGGGUCGGUCGUCGGCAUAGCUUCCCGGUCGCGUGAAACGCCAGAGCCUUCUCUCACCCCAGAGAUUAUCACAUCAGGGAGUUGCAUUUCACAUCCCUCCAGAUCUCGCUCCCCAUCCAAUCCUUGGCGAACGUGCUCGGAUGAUUUGAGUCGACAUUGGCGACGUAGGCCUCUCACAGUAUGUUGCGUGAGGUGCCGGAAACCUUGAGUAAUGCCCGCUGCGCUCGGGAUCCGUUGCUUCCUCUCUCUCUCUCUCCUUUUCGCGCGCGCGCCAGGGAGACGCCGGCCUGGCGGCCCCUGGCGGCAAAGGCAAGGCGGUGCCACAUAAGGGCAAGGGCAAGGGCGCCGCCGCGGCGUGGUGAGCGCUCCGGAUCCGGCUGCGGUCCGCGCCCCGGCGCGCCGCCCCGCCCCCCCCUCCCCCUCCUGGCCGACGCCGCCCUGCGCACAUUGACGGGCGCGGGAGCGACGGGGGGAAGGGCGGUCCGAGCGGGCUGCAGAAGGACGGGCAGCUCUCUGCGCCGCGGGCGGUCGAGGCAGGGCUCGAGCUG
Molecule: messenger RNA, 1741 nt
Organism: Prorocentrum cordatum
Lineage: Eukaryota; Dinophyceae; Prorocentrales; Prorocentraceae
Source: the annotation of a GenBank genome assembly